AUGGCUGAGUGGCUGGAAAUGGUGAAGGGGGAGCGCCAUCUCUUCCCUUUUUCCGAUGAUCCCUCGGUGAUGAAACAAAUACUGUCAACCCAUGCACCUGAUGGACAAGAGAUCGACGUUAAAACCCUCGUGCUCCUGAUCGACGACAUCCUGAAACAAGCUACCGUUGCGACAGUCGGGCUUUCUCUCAUAAAUGUAGAGGCAGUGGAGGUUAAGGCUCACAACUCAGGAAUGAUGGGAGUGCAAGAAGCCUUAGCACACACCAUCCACAAGAUUGCAUGCCAGGUAUCGUGCGAGUGCUCAAGAGAUGGGGAUGCACAUGCAACUGCAUUGACAUUGUUUAACUCACUAAGCAAUUAUUCAUGGGAAGCAAAGGUGGUCUUAGUAAUAGCUGCAUUUGCUUUGAGCUAUGGAGAAUUCUGGCUCAUUGCACAAUUGUCCAUUAUAAAUCCUCUUGCCAAAUCAAUUUUGUUGGUUAAGAAAUUUUCAGACAUACACGAACACGCCGAGACAUCGGAGCCACGAUUUGAGGCUCUCGUUUCCUUGGUUAAGGCGAUGCUUGAUGUGACCAAAUGCAUCAUAGAGUUUAAGGAUUUGCCUGAGGAGUAUAUCAACUCUUAUACUCUGGCAAGGACUUUGGCCAUGAUGCACAUUCCUUCUGCGGUGUAUUGGAUCAUAAGAAGUGCGGUGGCCUGCGCAGCGCAUAUCAUUGGCCUGAUAGGGAGGGGACAGAAUUAUGGAGUUUCGACUGUGGAGACUUUGGAACUAUGGAGCUUGGCACAUACGGCCAACAACAUUUAUGGUCAUCUGACAAAGCAAUUGAAGCACUGCCACCAGCAUGUAGGUGUGGAUGUGUUGAGAGAGAAGUUGGUGAUUAUCUCUCUCUCAGACCUGGAGAUAGCCCAUGAUGAAGUACAAGUUCUCAUGAACAUUUACAAGGACACAGACCGCAGCAAGUUAGAGAGGCCUUAUGAGGUAGUUUGGGUCCCUAUAGUGGAUAGAACAGCUCCAUGGAAUGAAGCAAACGAGAACACAUUCAAUCGUUUGGCAGCCGAAAUGCCUUGGUAUUCGCUGCAUCACCCUUCUUUACUCGAACCAGUGGUGUGGAGAUAUAUUAAGGAAGCAUGGCAUUUUGAGAAGAAUCCAUCGCUAGUGGUCUUAGACAACCAAGGAAGGGUUGUGUGCCCUAAUGCACUCCACAUGAUAUUGAUUUGGGGAGCAACAGCUUACCCUUUCUCAUCUACUAGAGAGGAGUCUCUUUGGAAGGAAGAGACAUGGAGAUUGGAGUUUUUAGUGAAGGAACCAAGAAUUAUUUGCUUGUAUGGUGGCGAGGACAUCGAAUGGAUUCGGGCAUUCACCACUUCAACAAAACGCAUCAUACAAGAAACUCGUGUCCCGAUCGAAAUGGUGUAUGUGGGCAGCAGCAAUCCAAGAAAAAGGAUAAGGAAAAUAAUCAGUACGAUAAUCCAGGAGAACCUCAGUGUAUAUUGGUCAGACAACAAGAUAGCUUACUUUUGGGUACGCAUACAGAGUAUGUGGCACUCCAAGAGGCAUCAUGGUAGUACCAUCGAGAAUGAUCCCAUAGUCCAAGAAAUCAUGUCCAUGCUUAGCUUCGAUGGGAAUGGGGACGGUUGGGCCCUUAUGAGUACAGGCUCUACAGACAUGGUGAAGACUCCAGGAAAGAAAUUAAUGGAAUGUUUAUCACAUUUCGAUACAUGGAGGGCUAAUGUUACAGGCGUGGACGCUUUCGUUCCAGCUCUCCGAGAUGCUCUUUUGCAACACCAUAAAGCAGAGCACUGUACUCACCUUGUUCUUCCUGACACCACUGGUCCUGUCCAAGAGAAGGUGGUUUGCACAGAGUGUGGGAAACAAAUGGAGAAGUAUGUUCUCUAUCGUUGUUGCAUGGACUAGGGAACUCAUGGAAUGGAAUUAAUAAUACUUAGGUUUGUGUGUUUAUUUUUCACUAUGAUUGUGGUGGC
This is a messenger RNA of Amborella trichopoda, 1979 nucleotides long. The record is from RefSeq and is a predicted model, not a curated record. NCBI's taxonomy places the organism in Eukaryota, Viridiplantae, Streptophyta, Magnoliopsida, Amborellales, Amborellaceae.